Messenger RNA from Hyposmocoma kahamanoa, 2585 nucleotides. It is a transcript of the gene crn, whose product is annotated as protein crooked neck. The transcript is spliced from 5 exons. Lineage: Eukaryota; Metazoa; Arthropoda; Insecta; Lepidoptera; Cosmopterigidae. Gene Ontology annotation, biological process: mRNA splicing, via spliceosome; spliceosomal complex assembly. The coding region runs from base 276 to 2585 and encodes 769 amino acids. The record is from RefSeq and is a predicted model, not a curated record. Gene Ontology annotation, cellular component: post-mRNA release spliceosomal complex; precatalytic spliceosome; Prp19 complex. Gene Ontology annotation, molecular function: protein binding.
GAGCCAAUCCAAACACGCCGCCUCAAAUUGCCUAUCCUCUUUGUGGCGGCCAUAUUUACAGAAACAAACUUCAUGUUUAGGCUGAUGGCUUUGCCAAAGCCUUAAUAAAUUUAAAAAAAAAUCAGUCAGAGCAGAAAGCAGAACAGAAGUAUUCUUUGGUCAGAGCGAGUGCAAUAUUUACUGUGUUUGCUACAUACGUAGUUUUCUAAUAAAUUGGUUAAAUAAUUUUUUAUUAAAGAAUUUAAAAUAAAAGUGCGCAUAUUCAGAGACUUGAAAUGGAAGGGAAAGCCACAAAAAUGCCCAAAGUGGCCAAGGUAAAGAAUAAAGCUCCAGCAGAAAUACAAAUAACUGCUGAGCAACUGUUGCGAGAAGCGAAAGAGCGUGAUCUUGAAAUUUUGCCGCCGCCGCCAAAACAGAAGAUCUCCGACCCUGAGGAGUUGAGAGACUAUCAACACCGGAAGAGAAAGGCUUUUGAAGACAAUAUUCGUAAGAAUAGACUGGUUAUAGGCAAUUGGUUAAAAUAUGCUCAAUGGGAAGAGUCACAAAAACAAGUGCAAAGGGCACGCUCCAUCUACGAGAGAGCCUUGGAUGUUGAUCAUAGAAAUGUUACCCUUUGGCUAAAAUACACUGAAAUGGAAAUGAGAAACAGGCAAGUGAACCAUGCUAGGAAUUUAUGGGACAGAGCAGUCACAAUCCUACCAAGGGUGUCCCAAUUUUGGUACAAGUUCACUUACAUGGAGGAAAUGUUGGAAAAUGUACCUGGAGCUCGACAAGUAUUUGAAAGAUGGAUGGAAUGGCAACCAGAUGAACAAGCUUGGCAAACUUACAUCAACUUUGAAUUACGCUACAAAGAAUUAGACAGGGCAAGACAAAUUUAUGAACGAUUUGUCAUGGUCCACCCUGAUGUAAAAAAUUGGAUAAAGUAUGCAAGGUUUGAAGAAAACCAUGGAUUCAUAAAUGGUGCCAGGAAAGUUUUCGAGAGGGCAGUUGAAUUUUUUGGAGAUGAAGAACUUGACGAAAGAUUGUUCAUAGCCUUUGCAAAAUUUGAAGAAAACCAAAAAGAACAUGAUAGGGCUAGAGUUAUAUACAAGUACGCCUUGGAUCACAUUCCUAAAGACAGAAACAAAGAACUCUACAAAGCUUACACUAUUCAUGAGAAAAAGUAUGGAGAUCGGUCAGGUAUUGAAGAUGUUAUUGUCAAUAAAAGAAAGUACAUGUAUGAACAAGAAGUUAUAGAAAAUCCCACAAACUAUGAUGCAUGGUUUGACUACAUAAGACUGGUUGAAAAUGAAGGGAAUGCAGAUGACAUAAGGGACACAUAUGAAAGGGCUAUAGCUAAUGUUCCUCCUUCUAAGGAUAAACAAUUUUGGCGACGUUAUAUUUAUCUGUGGAUAAACUAUGCACUAUAUGAAGAGCUUGAGGCUGAAGACCCUGAGCGCACAAGACAGGUAUACAGAACUUGUUUGGAAUUGAUUCCACACAAAAUAUUUACGUUUUCCAAAAUAUGGUUGAUGUAUGCCCAAUUUGAAAUUAGAUGUAAAAACUUGCAACAAGCUCGAAAAACUUUAGGCAUAGCUUUAGGCAUGUGUCCUCGUGACAAACUUUACAGAGGAUACAUUGACUUAGAAAUCCAACUUAGAGAAUUUGAUAGAUGCAGAAUUCUGUACCAAAAAUUCCUUGAAUAUGGUGCAGAAAAUUGUAUAACAUGGAUUAAGUUUGCUGAGCUAGAAACACUGCUAGGUGAUUCAGACAGAGCUAGAGCAAUAUAUGAAAUAGCUGUGGGUCAACCUAGAUUGGACAUGCCUGAGUUAGUUUGGAAAAGUUAUAUUGACUUUGAAGUUUCACAGGGAGAGACAGAAAAAGCAAGGCAAUUAUAUGAACGGCUUUUAGAAAGAACUGUACAUGUGAAAGUUUGGCUUUCUUAUGCCAAAUUUGAACUCAAUGCUGAAAAUCCUGACAAUAUUAAUGUUGAAUUAGCUAGAAGGGUUUAUGAGAGAGCUAACGACUGUCUCAGAAGUGCUGGAGAAAAGGAAUCAAGAGUACUCUUGUUAGAGGCUUGGAAAGAUUUUGAAACUGAGAUAGGAGAUGAAAUCAAACUUGAAAAGGUGUUGAGUAAAAUGCCAAGAAGAGUUAAAAAGAGACAGAAAAUUGUUAGUGAAGGUGGAAUUGAAGAAGGAUGGGAGGAAGUGUUUGACUACAUAUUUCCCGAGGAUGAGAUGGUUAGGCCUAAUCUCAAACUGCUUGCUGCUGCCAAACAGUGGCGAAAACAAAAAGAGACAAAUGAUGACAGUCAGUCAGAUACACAAAGUGAAAUGGAAUGUCAAAUAGCAAAUCAAAAAGAUAAUGAACCUGAGGAACAGAGUUCCCAAGAUGAAGAUUCUCAAGAGGAAAGUGAGCACCAAGAUACCCAUACACCUCAGACUCAGGAACAAGGUACACCUCCACAAGAAGAAAAUCAAGGUAACAAAUCCGUAAAAAAGAAAAGUGAGCACCAAGAUACCCAUACACCUCAGACUCAGGAACAAGGUACACCUCCACAAGAAGAAAAUCAAGGAAACGAAUCUGAUAGUUCAGACAGUAAUUAA